Molecule: messenger RNA, 3206 nt
Organism: Orbicella faveolata
Lineage: Eukaryota; Metazoa; Cnidaria; Anthozoa; Scleractinia; Merulinidae
Biological process (GO): regulation of apoptotic process
Molecular function (GO): protein binding
Source: RefSeq, a predicted model, not a curated record
CAACAAGUUGGAUGAGGAGACAACGACGAAUUCAAGCAAGCAAGUUUCAGAAUCAGAUUCAUGUGGCAGUAAAGAUCCGAUAUUUCCAGUCAAUCCAAGUCCCUUGUUAAACAGCUAUGAAACCCCUACAACUGACUCACCACAACUGCAGCUGAAAAGUUACAAAAAGAAGGGUUAUUCUGUAGCAAUCAGUAAUGGGAGUCUCUGUGAAUGCACUAGUGAGAAAGGUGUGGUCAUGAUGGACAAUGGAACUACGUUUUCCAUCGCUAUAACAAAUAGCAAUGAUUAUGCUGCGGAGGUGGACAUAACAUUUGGGGGAAGGUACCUUGGGUUUUGGAGUGUAGAUGCACAGCAGACUAACCCUCUGAUUAUAGAAGGUUCUGCUUGGGAGAAGGGCAAGCUGACAUUCACCAGUGAUUCACCUGAAUGUAUGCCAUCUUCAAAAGCUAAUCCAGUUGACAGUGUUGAGUCCAAUGGUAAAAUCGAACUGGAAUUCAAGCCUGAGGCAAUGGCACUCUUUGUACAGCAUGUAAGAUCUGACAAAAAGCAUGAAGUUUUGUUGACUGGUUUCAAGGAAGCAACUGUUGAUGACCUGAAAGAAGAGAUCAACAGAACACUGUGGGAACGCCUCGGAAUUGUCUCAUGUUUGAUAAGAAAUGGAAAAGUACUAGAAGAGCAAACUUCUGUAAGAUCUUGCUCAUUAAAAGAUGGUGACAUUAUCCAAGUGCUUACCAAUGAAGAGCCAAUGUCAAUCGCGCCUCUGGGCUUGGAUGCCUUUACCAUCAGGGUUGACCCUCGUCAUGACUCUUGUAAAAGAGUGAUGGAUGCAAUUGCAGAAAAAAUGAGUGUACCCAUAAAGAAACAACGACUUCAGCUCAAUGGGGAAGAUUUAAAAGAGACAGACUCCCUGGCAACAAUGUUUUUAAAAUCAAAAAAGCCAGUUAUUAAGGUUGUGACAGACAUGAAUAUCAACAUCAUUGUACACUUGCCCAGUCAGGAGGUAAAGAAGAUUUCGAUAGCCUGGUUUGCAACAGUGAAUGAACUUAAGAAAGAACUUCAAAUACCACAGACUGAUGCCAUAUUAAAACUAGAUAACAAAGAGAUUUGUGGCAGUGGUUCCAAACAGCUGAUUGACCUGGGCAUGAAGAAUGGUUCAGAGGUUACAGUUGUGAGUGCUCAGCAGAAAGAAAAUCGAGCACCAGCCACUCAUAGGGGAGUCAAACUCAGCUCUCUGGGAAAACCAGGCACAACACGGGGAUUUGGAGGAUUUGGUGACUUUGAAUUUCACGCUCCAGUAUCAAACACUCGAGGUUUUUCGUCAGAAUCUCGUGCUUCAUCGGACCCUUUAGGAGAAUGUGAGAAUUCAGAUGAUAUGGAGGAGGAUGACCCAAUGACCAUCCGACAGAAUGACCUUCCGGCAGGUUUAAGGGAGGGAAUGUGCGUUCUCCGAGGGGAAGAGCUUUUUGCUAACCAAUUCCAACUGGAUACCCUGGAAAGAAAGUUCUCAAAGGAUAAGCUUAAGGCGAUUACUCUCAUUAUCCAGCUGUGUUCUAGAAGUACUGUGGGAGCUUACCCUGAGUCAUGAGCGUCAGUGACGUCAGCAACUCAUUGCUGUGGAGCAGAGACUGGAGCAGAGGGACCCUUGUCAACUGCUUGCUCAUAGCUUGCUUUCUUUUCUACGACGUGCAACAUGCGUCCGGGGAAAUGGUGGGGAGGGGAGGGGGGGGGUUCUCCAUAUAUAUUAAUAAGCCAUAUGGGUAUGUGCCGCUGUGAAGGGUAUGCUUUUAAUCUUAAUCAUCAUUUAUACACGGUAAAAUUCAUCAGGUACAAUAAAUUCCAAUAAAAUGUCUAAGAUCCUAAACCUAGAAUUCUAAUCGUAAUAUUAUAUUAACGUACAACAAUAUUCUACUUUUUGACCUGAUUUCCAUGAAUGCCGUGUGUUUAAAAAUUAUGACAGAGAAAGCAUUUAAAUUGAUUUAAUGAACCAAACUCUGUUACAGGGUAAGCUGUUCCAAAGAGUUGCGCCGCUGUAACUAAAACUAUUUUUCAUGUUGUUAGUUCUCGGAAAGGGAGCAACAAGUUUGUUAACCGAGUCCCUCAGAACAUAAUUUGAUUCAUUGCGCGUUACAUAUUUAGGAGUGAGAUAUUCGGGAACCAGACCGUUUAAAGACUUAACAACCAUUACGGCUUUCUGAAUUUGACGUUGAGAUUGCAAGUCUUUGCAGUUGAGUUGUGAAACAAGGAAUCUACUUCAGCGUCCGAUGAAGUUAUUACUCGUUUUGUAGUUUUUGUAGCUUGUUAGAUAAUGUUUUGCCACAAUUAUCCCUGACUAGGCUGCAGUAAACAGCUAGUUUUCUGGCUGUCUGGGAUAGGGUAUAGAAAUCCGACAAUUUGUCUAGAAUGAGGUAUAAUUUACCGGAAAAGUGGCCAGUGUAUAGAUAAUUUAGUGUAGAACAGGGUUCUUUAUCUGGGGUUCUAUAAUAGAAAUUGAAACUUGGCAGUGAGUUGUAAGAUAUUGGUUUAUUUAAUGUAUGUUGGGCUACGGCAAUGGUAGUUUCUGCAUGGAAAAUAGCGAGUCUGGGAUAGGGUAGGGGUUUUUGGUGCCUAGUCUAGAAUAGGGUUGCAAAAUCAAGCUGAUCAUGGUCUAGUAUAGGGUAAGGGUUUCAGUGAUUUGCAGAGUACCCCCAGGGAACAUGCGCAACAAGUUUUCGUUACAUUGUUCGAUAAACAAACAGGGUGAUCGAUAGCGAGUACUCUAUUCGAAAGUUAAAAUGCCUUCAAAAAGUGUUAGAAACGCGCUUAAGAGUACUUCGUAGCGAUAACCGCAUACCGAUAAACGCGCGGACUAAGUCAAUCCUCGGACAAGGAAUUCAGAUCAAGGAAGGUCAAAUGCACAAUGAAAUAUACACGAGUUGCAAGCUUUACAUAACGCCUGUGACAAAGCGAAACUCUUUCCUUUCCUCGAUCGGGGGUCGCUUAGUUUAGAACGCCAGUAAUAGUUUUAUACCUCCAAUUGAACUGAAAGGUAUUUGGUCUGUGGCCUUGUUCAUUCAUUCUGUUUAUUUGCCUUUUUACCUAAUAUAGUAAUUAUUCAUAAAUAUUUCAAUGUAUGGCGAGGUGAGCUCUAGAAACCACCGGGCUUUUAGUUGAGGCCACCUGGUACGUAACAAUACGGUUACAUAAAUAUAGCCUGCAGAACAGGCGUG